This is a messenger RNA of Enterobius vermicularis (human pinworm), 627 nucleotides long. Lineage: Eukaryota; Metazoa; Nematoda; Chromadorea; Rhabditida; Oxyuridae. The record is from the annotation of a GenBank genome assembly.
AUGUUUCUGCGCCGCAUUAUCGCGCCGUUAAUACUUGCUGAACUAAUUCUCGUGAUCAGCGGUUCCCCUCUAGUUUCAAAUUAUCUUAUCGAGCAGUUCAUCAAUGCUGCAACGGCAUAUGGGCCGGGGCUAGGAGUAUUUGCUCCAUACACUUACGUAGACGUUUCGUACAAUGAUCUCCCACUCAUUGGUAAGAUACCAACUUUGGGCAAAGAAGGUACCAGUUCUCGCCUCGGCGUUAGCCCGUUCCUUCCAGAAGAAGGAUACCCUGGAAUUCCAGCUUUAACGCUUUACAGAGCCAAUCCUUUGCCGCCACAUGUGCCUGAGCCUGUCGACGUAGUUGCAGUACCGCUUGAUGAAGAAGCGUUACAUGGAGAGCCGUUAUUUCCAAAAGAACUUGUACUGCCGUCGGAAAUGGAAUAUGCCGGUACUGCAAAGACUGGCGAAAUUGAAGGCAAUGUUAAGACUCCGUUUGCUGGUUCUGAAUCUGAUAGAGAUAUGGUUAUUUGGCCGGAAAAAAAACCACAAGGUUAUGAAGAGUCUUUUGUUGAAGAAGUUGGUGACGAGCUAAAAACCAAGGUAUCUUCAGCAGAAUUACCACCAAAUCCAUUCCAUUAUUAUAAAUAA